Messenger RNA from Pocillopora damicornis (cauliflower coral), 4236 nucleotides. RefSeq lists its product as uncharacterized. Lineage: Eukaryota; Metazoa; Cnidaria; Anthozoa; Scleractinia; Pocilloporidae. Gene Ontology annotation, molecular function: lipid binding. The record is from RefSeq and is a predicted model, not a curated record.
CAAAUCCUCAAAACAGCCACUCCACUAUGCAGGAACACGUUCAGUUUUUUCCGUUUUUGAUCAGUUAACGAAUCGAUAAGAACAUGUCGCAAAACAGCCCGGAAGCUUUGGAAGCGCAGGCUAAGAAAGAAAGAGAUGAAACGCAAUUGCGUUUGUCGCUGUUCGUCUGUGCCGUUGUUGCAAUUACAUGGUUCCUGGGAGCUUAUGGAUUUUCCUUCGUAUGGGCAGGGUUUAUAAUACCAUUGAUAUUUACAGUAUGGUAUCGCAAAAAUUGCCGCAUUAUAGACGAUCGUGUCAGAGAAGCAGAAAUAAAAGUACACCGAAGAAAGGCCUUACGGGACGAGGAGACAGCCGAAUGGCUAAACUUUGUUUUGAACCGAUGGUGGAAUUUUAGUGAAGUCUCCCUUUGCAACCUUGUACGCUCCAGUUUGAAUCCUGUUUUGGAGUAUAGCAAACCAUCGUUUAUAGAGACUAUGGAACUAACAGAGUUCAGUUUUGGAAAGAAGACGCCGUGUCUGAAAUAUGUAAAAGUGUUUGAGAAUAUUGACGAGAACGACUCUCCGGAUAUCCCUGCCUCAGAAUCAACAGCGUUCAACCCACCGAAAGACCUGGCAACAAGGCAGAGACAUCUAUUAGUUCUUGUUAUGGAUCUGUGCUUACACGCACCUGACACAAAAAUCGCUAUAAAAGUGAGAUUGGGUGGAAAAAUGGUUGGUGCAGAUGUUGAUGUCAGUAUCGAGGACUUGUCGUUGUCUGGUCGUGUUCAGAUUGUGUUUGAGAUGGAUCACCUUGUACCAUUUCCACACAUGAAAGCUGUCUCGGUGACUUUCCUUGAAAAACCAGAUGUUGACUUUGAUGUUCGAUUGAUGCGCGCAGUACAAGUGAUGGAUAUCCCCAUGCUGAAAGAUUUCAUCAAUGCCCUCGUUAUGGACAGUUUGACUUACGCACUGGUUGAUCCUGGAAGAAUCGAAGUUCCUCUUCAUGGUGUUGAUCCCGAUGAACUCCUCAGCGCAGCCAAGAAGUCAACUUACGCUGAUGGACUAUUAACAGUCACAUUGAAGGGUGGAAUGCCUCAAAAAUAUACAGACGAUCAGAUUUGGACGUCACUUCAAGUUGGUAACCUUGAUGAGAAAAAUACUGAGAAGAUUCAGGGUGGAACCACAUUCGAGGAGUCAAUAUCCCUACUUAUCUAUGACCUUGCGAAUGAUAAGCUUAAUAUUGAAGUACGCGGCAAGAGGACUUUUGGAACUAAAUAUUCGAUUGCAAAAUACAAGAUGUACCUAGGCAGCCUCGGACUGGAAAAGAAGAAGAAAGUUGACACAACUUUGAGUAAGGAAGGAAUAAAAGGAUCCAAGUUGGAAGUCACUCUGGAGUACACUCAGUUGAAGCCUUAUGAAGUCAGCAGUCGCACAGAUGAACAGGAAUUCCUUGAGAAAUACCACAAACCUACUGAAGAAAGUCCUGUGUCCGGUCUUCUUCUCGUGGUCGUUCAUGGCGGUGAGAAGCUAUUGUCGAUGGAUGAUGACGGGUUCAGUGAUCCCUAUUGCAUUAUAGCAGCUGAUAGAGAAAAGAUAAGAACCACUCCUCACGUCUCGGGAUCUGUCAAUCCUGUGUGGGAAUCUGUGGUGGAAUUCCCCGUCAAAGACUUUACAAAGACCAAUGUUUCCUUUCUGGUGUAUGACCGUGACGUAAACUGGCAGGGUCAAUCCGAUGACUUUAUGGGAUCCUGUAACCUGCAAAUGACUUUGGAUGAGCCUGCAAUCAUCAAACGAAAGUUAGAGUUAAAGUAUAAAGUGUUUGGAAAGAAGAGAUCAGAUGACUCUAUCAUGAAGGCAGGCUCACUUACAGUUUCAGCGGUGUUUCAACCCAUCGAGUCGGUCACCAAAUCAGAGAAAGAACCUGUCGCUGAUGGCUUAGUGGAGGGUGAAGAUAUCGAUGAUAUAAAUGAACACGCCAAAAAACACACCAUGAAGAGCAGUAUGAAGAUCAAAAGACAAGUUGAGGAAAUGAUGUUGAUCAAAGAGCUUGGUGUUCUAGUGAUAACACUUCUCCAGGGUAAAGAAAUGGUUGCCAUGGACAGUAAUGGCCUUAGUGAUCCAUUCUGUGUGGUGCGCGUUAACAAUGCAAAGAAGUUCAAAACCAACGUGGCGUAUGAAACUCUGUCUCCGGUGUGGAACGAAUCCGUCUCCAUAGCCAUGCCACAAGAAGGAGAUAAGAUUUCUUUCGAUGUCUUUGACAAAGAUGUUUUUCAGAAUGACUUCAUGGGAUCAGUUCCAUUGACCGUCGAUGACGUAAAAGAAGCUGCUAAGAAAAGAGAACCUCAGUGGUUUAAGCUUCAAGAGGCUGACUCAGGAGAAAUUCAACUUCAAUUCAAAAUUUCUAGGCCGGGCGAGCAGGAAGAGGCUGAGAAAGCGGGGGAAAUGCCGUCACAACCGGGAGAAAGCGGAAAUGACUCGGGCAUCAGUGAUGCUGGGGAACAGCCUGAGGCACCGAAAGACGUAUUUGAUCUUACACUGAACAAGAUGGACGAGUACGUAGAAAGUCGGAUUCCACCUUUGUUUUAUAGCGUGUCAGGAGAAAUCAUUCAAGCUUCAGAAAUAACAGGUUGGGGUACAUUCCAGAUUAGAGCACGGGUUGAGAUUCCUCGUCAUGGCCGUAAAAGCAGUGUCAAGUAUGAAUACAUUUCAAUGUGCACCACUCCCCAACUUGCUCCUGAGAGUGGAAUGGCAAAAUGGAAUUAUAUCUUCCAAACCGCGGGAGGAACAGCCAUAUCAAAUGAAGCAGGAUUGGUUUUUGAACUGAGAGACGCCAAGAAAAAAGUGGAGGGGAAAGCUAGGAUCUCGAUGCAGGACUUCUUCAAAGAUUUAUUUGUCAAGAGGGAAAGAUCAAACACUGGCAGCGGAUCUGAAGGAAAAUAUUCAGAAACCAAAUGGCUCAAUCUUGAAAACGACGGAGUGCCCGUUGGUCGUCUUCAAGUAAUGAUGUCAUACUCAGACACUCCUGAUGCACCUGUAGCCCCGACUACGCUCAAGAAACGCUCCAUAUUGAAAAGAUUUUCUUCAAAUUCAAAUCUUUAGCUCCGUCUGCAAAAUAUAUGUGGGGUAAAGACUGUUAUAAUAUUAUGCGUUGUGCACGUGGAAUGAAAGCAGUGGUCAAAGGAACUUAAGUUUGAGACAAAUAAAAAGAGCAUAGUUUGAUUGAGAGUUGUAAAAUUUGUUGUCAAUUUUUACAAUGAAAAAUAUUCCGAGUGGCCACUAAGAACUAAAAUUAAAACCGUGGAAAGAGGGGGAAAGUCUGGUUGCAUUAAUUUGUUUGAAGGACGGUUUGGUUUGAAGGAGUUUUAUUGACCAAUCACAGAGUGAAGUGAAUUUAUGCCAAUGCAAUCCCGGAUUACCAUGAACACUCAAUUGAAAAUUAAUUUAUGAUAGAACAAAUUUUCAAUUGAGUGUAGAAAGUAAUCUCGGAUUGUUUUUGUUUGCCUUAUUUCGCCCUGUGAUUUGUCAAAAAAACCUCGCAUCACCCUCUCGACCAAUCAAAUGCAACCCUAAGACAAGUCACGACUCGGUCGCUCACGUUUUCCUGCGCUUUAGGCAGUUUGGCAGUCAUGAUCCUCUUUGGUUCAUUUCUUUAAUUCUGAUUAGCUGUUGUGACUACGUUGGUUUUGUUUUUACGACUCUCAAUCGAAAAGCGCUUCAUGAUACAAAUCAUACACCGAGUGCACGAGUCGGGUCAUUAGUUGUACACUGGGGAAACGCAAAUUUUUCCAAGUGUUUAAUAUUUUCUUAUUAAAGGGGAUUCAAAGUAGAAUUUGUUUUAUAUAUUGAGCUAUAUAGACAUGUAUUUUAUAGACAAAAAGCAACUCUAGUGCAAAAACGUGAAAUCAAAGCCUCUUGAAAACGCGUAGAUAGCGAUUCAUAAUUUUUGCAAUAUGUUUAAUCGAAGUUUGAAAAUAUGCAAAAAGCCUGCCAUUUUGAUACCGCCGAAAGAUAUCAUUGAGAAAAUCACAAAUCGUGAUAUGACUAUAAUUGUUUGAUAUCAGGUCUUAUAAUUACCGCAGGGACACCGAGCAAAUUCAGAAUGGUACUGUACGGUUUUGUUCAUAUCUUUCGUUAUGAUAAGCGAUCUAGAAUGAUUCUGAUGUUUAUUCAUCUUUAUUGUGAAUAAUUAAUUUAGGAGAUUCUUUAACAUAGUUGUAUAGGGCAUAACCCAACAAUAUGGAGGUGCUUUGGAAUUCGA